Trachemys scripta elegans is the source of this 2092-nucleotide messenger RNA. RefSeq names its product odd-skipped related transcription factor 1 (gene OSR1). The transcript is spliced from 3 exons. The coding region runs from base 353 to 1135 and encodes 260 amino acids. Lineage: Eukaryota; Metazoa; Chordata; Testudines; Emydidae. The record is from RefSeq and is a predicted model, not a curated record. Gene Ontology annotation, cellular component: nucleus. Gene Ontology annotation, biological process: embryo development; urogenital system development; regulation of transcription by RNA polymerase II. Gene Ontology annotation, molecular function: DNA-binding transcription factor activity, RNA polymerase II-specific; RNA polymerase II transcription regulatory region sequence-specific DNA binding.
GAGGAGGCUGGAGGGAAGGGAUCACUCCAGUCUGAGCUCGGCUUCUCCAAGGCGCGCCUGCCCUCAGACCCACAUACAGCAGCAGGAGAAGGAGGAGGGAGAGAGAUUCUCACCAUCUCCAUCCCCAGGAGCACCUGGCUCCCUCUGCUCUCUAGGAUCUGUCUGUACCCAGCUGGAGGAGGGGGGGUGGGGGGUGGGGGAAGAGAGCCCAACCAGGGCCACUAACUUAGCCCAACUUUUUUACCAGCUCCAAUUUAGCCCCGGAUCUUGUCACUUCUGCCAGCGGUGGAGCACAGAUCGGGAUUAGACACUCGCCUUCCCUGCUCCGAGAUCCUCCUCCCCAGUGGCCACGAUGGGAAGUAAGACUCUGCCGGCCCCAGUGCCCAUUCACCCCUCCCUGCAGCUCACUAACUACUCCUUCCUCCAAGCGUUCAACGGGCUGCCCGCGGUGCCCUCGGACCACCUGCCCAACCUGUACGGCUUCAGCGCCCUGCACGCCGUUCACCUGCACCAGUGGACAUUGGGUUACCCAGCCAUGCAUUUGCCUCGCUCUUCCUUCUCCAAGGUGCCCGGGGUGUCCAGCUUGGUGGACGCCAGGUUCCAGCUGCCUGCCUUCCCUUUGUUCCCACACGUCAUCCAGCCCAAGCAAGAAGCCACCAGCGUGCCCCUCAAAGCCAAACCCCGGUUUGAUUUUGCCAACCUAGCUGUGGCCGCCACCCAAGAGGAUCACUCUAAAUUGGGCCAGGCGGACAGCCAGAGCUCGCCUCCAGGGCUCGGCUCCUUGCUCGAGGUAACUAAGCUCUCCCCGGAGAAGAAACCCACCCGGGGGAGGUUACCUUCCAAAACCAAGAAGGAAUUCGUCUGCAAAUUCUGUGGCAGACACUUCACCAAGUCCUAUAACCUUUUGAUUCACGAAAGAACCCACACCGAUGAGAGGCCCUACACGUGUGACAUUUGCCACAAAGCGUUCCGAAGGCAAGAUCAUCUGCGGGAUCACAGGUAUAUUCAUUCUAAAGAAAAGCCUUUUAAGUGUCAAGAAUGUGGGAAAGGCUUUUGCCAGUCCAGAACUCUAGCUGUCCACAAGACACUGCAUACGCAAGUAAAGGAGCUUAAACCUUCCAAACUUAAAUGCUGAAACCUCCAACACCCAUGAACUAACUUCCCCUCCAGACUUUAUACCAAAUUCAGAACAGACACAAAAAAAGCCCAGGAUGGGAGCACUGAAUUUUUUUUUAAUUAAAAAUAAAAGGUUCCCAAAUCCUGGCUUAAAAUAUUGUAUUGCCUUUGAAACACAUAUUAAUAAUAUGGAGAGUGCAAGAGAACUGGCUGUCUUGUGCGGCUUUGAUAAACUUUAUGCCAAAAGGUGGUGCUCACGUAUUGGACAGGAAUCUUCAUUUUUUAAAAGCAAAAACGUAGCUUCCAAAGGUAUUACUUUUUACAUUUUUUAUUUUAUACUUUUUUUGACUGUAUAAAGCUUCUUACUUAAACACUUCAGGAAACAAAAAAUUCCAGAAGACAAUUAAGAACUGAAACUUUGGCUUCUUGUUACAGCACCAUUGAGACCAGGAGAACAACUUGCAGACUUGUUUGUUUGUUUCUGUUGUUGUUUUCUUUUUAAAAAGAAAUGUUCCAAAGUGACCUAAAUCUCAAGUGAAGUCUGCCAUGCACUAAAAGCCUCAUAUAGAGCUUAGAGCUGCAGCAUCAACACUAAGUGGAGAUCUUGUUUUUGUUUUGUGGUCUAGUGCCUUGGGAGGUGGUUUAUAAUUUGUGGACUUAUUUAAAAACACCCAAAGGAAAGAAUAAUGGCAAUAAAUCAAACUGAUGCUAUGCACAAUGUGGUUUUAGUGGUACUUUAAAGUCUGUGUGUGUCUCGAUGAGAGAGUGGGCAGGAUAAAUCUCAACCUGAGAAUUUUAAAGGCUGGCUUUCUGAACAGUGUAUUAAAAAAAUUAAAACUAAGAGACAUUCCAAUAUGUUUUGUUUAUUAAAAAAGUUGUAUGGCUAUUUGGCACUUUAUGCUGAUUAUUGGUAAUUGACAUUUAUCACUGGAUUGUGUUUUUUAAGUAUUAAAAUAAAUUGUUAUUUUACAGGCAA